CGCACUUGCGCUCAGUGACAAACAUAGGAAAACAUUGGUGAAGAAUCUACUUCUCCCCUGCCUUGUUUCCGGUUGUACACGAUAGCUGAGCUCGUCUGCACCAUGGCGACAGCAACUCGCUCCCUCUUCCAGCUGGUCGGCCGGCAGGUGACCGCGUCUGUUCGUCAGACCACUGCCGUCAACCCGCUUGUGCGCUGCAUGUCCCAGUUUGUUCGUGAGAAGCCCCACGUCAACAUCGGUACCAUCGGUCACGUCGAUCACGGCAAGACCACCCUCACAGCUGCCAUCACCAAGGUGUUGUCCGAGGAGGGCCAUGCUCAGUACACUGACUACAGCAACAUUGACAAGGCUCCUGAGGAGCGUGUCCGCGGUAUCACGAUUUCCACUGCCCACGUCGAGUACGAGACUGACAAGCGCCACUAUGCCCACGUCGACUGCCCUGGCCACGCCGAUUACAUCAAGAACAUGAUCACCGGUGCUGCCCAGAUGGACGGUGCCAUCCUUGUUGUCAGCGCCACUGAUGGCCAGAUGCCCCAGACCCGCGAGCACAUUCUUCUUGCCAAGCAGGUUGGCGUUGAGCGUAUUGUUGUCUACAUCAACAAGGCGGACAUGGUUGACGACGAGGAGCUUCUCGAACUGGUCGAGAUGGAGAUUCGUGAGCUGCUGUCCUCUUACGGUUACGAUGGCGAUGAGACCCCAGUUGUCACCGGCUCUGCUCUCUGCGCUAUUGAGGGUAAGGACGACAAGAUUGGCAAGGACUCAAUCAAGGCUCUCAUGAACGCUGUUGAUGAGUGGAUCCCUGACCCUGAGCGCGAUCUUGACAAGCCGUUCCUGAUGCCUGUCGAGAACGCCUUUUCCAUCUCUGGCCGCGGUACUGUUGUCACGGGCAAGGUUGAACGCGGUGUGAUCAACAAGGGCGAUGAGGUUGAGAUUAUUGGCUACGGUUCCACCAUCAAGACCACCGUCACCGGUGUGGAGAUGUUCCACAAGCAGCUCGAUCAAGGUCAGGCUGGCGACAACCUCGGUGCGCUCUGCCGCGGUCUCAAGCGCGAGGAGAUUCGCAAGGGCCAGGUCAUGUGCAAGCCCGGUACUGUUAAGUCCCACACCAAGUUUCAGACACAGCUGUACGUGCUGAGCAAGGAGGAGGGUGGCCGCCACACGCCGUUUGUUGAUGGCUACCGCCCCCAGCUGUUCACCCGCACUGGCGAUAUUACGUGCACGGUCAAGCUGCCUGAUGGCAAGAUGGUCAUGCCUGGCGAGGACGCAAGCUGCGAGAUUGAGCUUAUCACCGACAUUCCGCUCGAGGAGGGCCAGCGCUUCACUGUGCGCGAGGGCCACAAGACUGUCGGCACGGGCAUCGUCUCCAAGAUCAUUGCCUGAGCGGCCAAGUCCAGCAUGUCUUUGUGUAUGUCGUCAUUCCUUCGUCUUUGUCUUCUCUUUGACUCAUCGUUGUGGCUGUCGUGCUGUGACGGCAUGUCGCAUUGCCUAAUUCCUGUGAAUGCUCGUUGUGGUCGUAUUCGCUGUGUUUUGUGUUGAAUGGUUGCUUGUGCUUGCCUUUGUUGUUGGUGGUUGGUUGUGAAUACGUUUCAACUUGGCCCAGCCGAAUACAUACAUCAUACAGCGGACAGUUUAUCGAGGAGAUGACUAAAAAAGCACGCAGUGGGC
Messenger RNA from Salpingoeca rosetta, 1665 nucleotides. RefSeq lists its product as uncharacterized. Gene Ontology annotation, biological process: mitochondrial translational elongation. The coding region runs from base 103 to 1380 and encodes 425 amino acids. The transcript has 12 exons. Lineage: Eukaryota; Choanoflagellata; Craspedida; Salpingoecidae. The record is from RefSeq and is a predicted model, not a curated record. Gene Ontology annotation, cellular component: mitochondrion. Gene Ontology annotation, molecular function: GTP binding; GTPase activity; translation elongation factor activity.